Archocentrus centrarchus (flier cichlid) is the source of this 3127-nucleotide messenger RNA. It is a transcript of the gene p4hb, whose product is annotated as prolyl 4-hydroxylase, beta polypeptide. Gene Ontology annotation, biological process: protein folding; response to endoplasmic reticulum stress. The transcript has 11 exons. Bases 204 to 1739 code for a protein of 511 amino acids. NCBI's taxonomy places the organism in Eukaryota, Metazoa, Chordata, Actinopteri, Cichliformes, Cichlidae. The record is from RefSeq and is a predicted model, not a curated record. Gene Ontology annotation, cellular component: endoplasmic reticulum. Gene Ontology annotation, molecular function: protein disulfide isomerase activity.
AAGGCGCAUGCGCACUGCGGCUGACCCUCCGGUUUCUGCGUGCACUGCCACGUUAGUAGCGGUAGACACAAAAUACCAGCUACUCUCCCAACCUGAAACAAGGGGAAAAGGACCUGAAACUAACAUCUGCUUCUCCACUCCGGCCGUAGCCGAGCGCGUCUGAACCUCACGUAUCUUUUAGGGAAGAAAACUCGACGGCGGCGAUGUUUAAGUUUCUGGUUUUCUGCACACUGGCCGUGGCCAGCAGGGCUGAGAUCGCCGAGGAAGAAGAUGUCCUGGUGCUGAAGAAGACUAACUUCGACGAGGCUCUUCAGGCUCACCCCAACCUGCUGGUUGAGUUCUAUGCUCCAUGGUGCGGUCACUGCAAGGCCCUGGCUCCAGAGUACGCCAAGGCCGCUGGCAUGCUGAAGUCAGAGGGUUCAGGCAUCCGCCUGGCUAAAGUGGACGCCACAGAAGAGACCGAACUCGCCCAAGAGUACGGCGUCCGGGGGUACCCCACCAUCAAGUUCUUUAAGGGCGGCGAUAAGGAGUCUCCCAAAGAGUACUCAGCUGGCAGGCAGGCAGAUGACAUCGUCAGCUGGCUGAAGAAGCGCACGGGGCCCGCUGUCGCCACCCUGAACGAGGUCACCGACGCAGAGUCUCUGAUCGCUGAUAACGAGGUGGCAGUCGUUGGAUUCUUCAAGGACGCUGGAUCUGCUGAUGCCAAGGCUUUCGAAAAAGCAGCUGAGGCCAUAGAUGACAUUCCCUUUGCCAUGACAUCCAGUGAUGCGGUUUACUCAAAGUUUGAGGUGUCCAAGGACAGCAUUAUCCUCUUCAAGAAGUUUGAUGAAGGGCGCAACACCUUUGAUGGAGAGCUGACCAAAGAAGCGCUUCUGUCUUUUGUCAAGGCCAACCAGCUGCCCCUGGUCAUCGAGUUCACUGAGCAGACCGCCCCUAAAAUCUUCGGUGGAGACAUCAAGUCCCACAUCCUCAUGUUCGUGCCCAAAACAGCCUCAGACUUCCAGGACAGAAUGGACGAGUUUAAGAAGGCUGCAGAGGGGUUCAAGGGUCAGAUCUUGUUCAUCUUCAUCGACAGCGACGUCGACGACAACCAGCGAAUCCUGGAGUUCUUCGGCCUGAAGAGGGAGGAGUGCCCCGCCAUCCGCCUCAUCACCCUGGAGGACGAGAUGACCAAGUACAAGCCAGAGACCGACAGCAUCACUGCAGAAAGCAUCACUGCGUUCUGCACACAGUUCACUGAGGGCAAACUCAAGCCUCACCUCAUGAGCCAGGACAUCCCUGAAGACUGGGAUAAAAACCCUGUCAAGGUUUUGGUCGGGAAAAACUUUGAGGAGGUUGCCUUCAGUCCGUCUAAGAACGUCUUUGUGGAAUUCUAUGCACCGUGGUGUGGACACUGCAAACAGCUGGCUCCCAUCUGGGAAAAGCUGGGAGAGAAGUACAAGGACAGCGCCGACGUUAUCAUAGCUAAAAUGGACUCCACAGCCAACGAGAUCGAGGCUGUCAAAGUCCACAGUUUCCCCACUCUGAAGUUCUUCCCUGCAGGAGAAGAGCACAAGGUGAUCGACUACAAUGGGGAGAGAACACUUGAAGGCUUCACCAAGUUCCUGGAGAGCGGCGGUAAAGAUGGCGGCGCCCCCGCAGGAGACGACGAUGACCUGGAUCCUGAGGGUUUGGAAGACGUGGAGGACGACUCCGACGGCGAGGACGGAACUGACGACGACGGGCACGACGAGUUAUAAACGUUGGCACAAACGGAGAGAGAGGAGACGAGUCCCGCCCUAAUCCUACCAAACAGUCACCAUCACCACCUUCACUUCCUCGUGGACCUUCCCUGUCCUGUGAACAUUAAUUAUUCCCCUUUAACUUCCUCUCACUCAGUCAGUAAGCCGGCCUGAUAACAGCCCGCCAGCUGGGCAGGGCACCCCCCCCCCCUUCUUCCCUGUCACAUCUUCAACCUCCCAACCUCUGGCCAGACUGGUCUGGUCCCACCUGGCGGGACCCUGUGGAACAGUGCACCAUCUCCUGUGGGAGACCUCAAUGCCUUGUCUGCAAAGCUCCACAUCAGCUGUCUGCCUUGUAUAUUUUGAACCAAAUGUAAAAAAGAUGGCGUUGAGAUCCAGUUUGAAAAUGUUUGUUUUUCCACAUGCUCCCCCCCCCUUAAAAAAAAAAAGUCCUUGCUGUUCAUUUGUUCAGUGUGGGUAUGAGCUAAACGGGCGUUGUAACCUAUAUCUGUAUGUAAGGGGGGGGGCUGCCAGUGUUCUCCCUCUGAUAGGACCACAGGUAUGUGUGGCGGUUUUGUAAGAACUGAUCUCUCAGGGGAAAAGGGGCCAUUCUGUAGAUGUUUUCACUAAAAUAACCCCCACAGUGUAGCACAAAGGGCCCCCCAUCUGUAGCCGAGACCAAUUAUUUUCCUUCUGUCAGCGGGGGGGGUUAUUCUCAUUUUUCAUUCCCAAAUCUUUUGGCUCUGCCUCCUGGUUUCAGCGUGGCUACUGACUCGACUCUAAAAGGAACAAAGUUAAUGUUUUGGGGAAAAUCCUGUUUUUAUUUAAUUGCUUUCGCUUCGAGCUGUUUUUUUAUUUUUUUUUUGGUUUUUAUUAUUAUUAUUUAGGACUUGUCAUCAGCUGUUGCUGGGUUGACCCUGUUGGGGCAGAGUUAACCUGUUUACACACUCUCAGACCUGGGGGGUGGGGUGGGGGUGGGUUCUGAUAGGUCGCACUGCAUUCAUGCCUAAUCAGAGAUUUGUUGUUUACUGCAGCAGAGAUUGGUUUAGUUUACUGGUUGGUCUGAGAGGUGUCUGAUAUCUGAAGCAGGGAGGGAACAGUUGGAACAGCCCCACCCCUCACCCAUACUGUACCUCCUGCAUCCCUUUUGGCUCUACCCAGGACCCUUUGCCUCAGUGGGGGGUGUAACUGCGUGUGUGCAUGUGCGCAUGCUGUGUGACUGGUGUGAUGAGUAUUUUCUUGUCGUGUGUGUGUGUGUGUGUGUGUGUGGUGGGGAGGAGGGGAAGCUUGAGUAGAGCGAGGUGAUGUCAGCCGAACAGCGGUGGUGGUGUGGGAGGGGGAAAUCUAACAAAGCAUUCCAUCAUAUCCAAAUUAAUGUGGAAAAACGUGAAAUGGUGGCCAAUAAA